CCUGUGCACAUAACGGGCAGCGCGCACUCUGAGGCGGCUUCUCCAGAUAGCAGGCUGGCAUUGACGGGCACCUGAAGCCCAGAGCACCCCACAAGCUGAGUGCAGGACGCGCCCCUACCACACCCACUCCCAGGCCGCUGGAUGAGGCUUCCAGGCGUCCCCUCGCUGCCCGCAGCGCCCUGCCGAAGGUCCGCCCUCUGAGGCGCGGCCAGUGAGCCAACAGCCAGUGCGCUCACCUGCCAGCCUGCGCGCCAUGGGACAACCCGGGAACCGCACCGUCUUCUUGCUGGCACCCAACGGAAGCCAUGCGCCGGACCAAGACGGCACGCAGGAGCGGAAUGAUGCAUGGGUGGUGGGCAUGGGCAUGGUCAUGUCCCUCAUCGUCUUGGCCAUCGUGUUUGGAAACGUGCUGGUCAUUACAGCCAUUGCCAAGUUCGAGCGUCUGCAGACGGUCACCAACUACUUCAUCACCUCGCUGGCCUGUGCGGACCUGGUCAUGGGCCUGGCGGUGGUGCCUUUUGGGGCCAGCCAUAUCCUCAUGAAAAUGUGGACUUUUGGCAAUUUCUGGUGUGAGUUUUGGACUUCCAUUGACGUGUUGUGCGUCACGGCCAGCAUUGAGACCCUGUGCGUGAUUGCAGUGGAUCGCUACUUUGCCAUCACGACACCCUUCAAAUACCAGAGCUUGCUGACCAAGAACAAGGCCCGGGUGGUCAUUUUGAUGGUGUGGGUUGUGUCAGGUCUUACCUCCUUCUUACCCAUCCAGAUGCACUGGUACCGGGCCACGCACCAAGAAGCCAUGGAGUGCUAUGCCAAGGAGACCUGCUGUGACUUCUUCACGAACCAAGCUUAUGCCAUUGCCUCUUCCAUCGUGUCCUUCUACCUGCCCUUGGUUGUCAUGGUCUUUGUCUACUCCAGGGUCUUCCGGGUGGCCAAAAGACAACUCCAGAAGAUCGACAAAUCUGAGGGCCGCUUCCAUGCCCAAAACCUCAGCCAAGUGGAGCAGGAUGGGAGGAGCGGGCACGUACCUCGCAGGUCCUCCAAGUUCUACUUGAAGGAACACAAAGCCCUGAAGACUUUGGGCAUCAUUAUGGGCACUUUCACGCUGUGCUGGCUGCCCUUCUUUAUCGUCAACAUCGUGCAUGUGAUCCAGGAUAACCUCAUCCCCAAGGAAGUUUACAUCCUCCUAAACUGGGUGGGCUAUGUCAACUCGGCUUUCAAUCCCCUCAUCUACUGCCGGAGCCCGGAUUUCAGGAUUGCCUUCCAGGAGCUUCUGUGCCUGCGCAGGUCUUCUUUGAAGGCCUAUGGGAAUGGCUGCUCCAACAGCCAGGACAGAUCUGACUACACAGGGGAGCCGAGUGGAUAUCACCUGGGACAGGAGAAAGACCGCAAACUGCUGUGUGAGGAUGCCCCAGGCAAGGCAGACUUUGUGAACCGUCCAGGUACUGUGCCUAAUGAUAGCAUUGAUUCCCAAGGGAGGAACUGUAGUACAAAUGACUCACUGCUCUAAUGCAGUUUUUCUACUUUUUAAGGACCCCCCCCCAAAACACUACACAGACUAUUUAAUUAUUGGAGUGUAAUGCAUUUAGAAUAAAGUUGUAUAGAGAUGUGCAGGAGGAGGACAUCCUUCUGCCUUUUUUUGUUU
Molecule: messenger RNA, 1642 nt
Organism: Rhinolophus ferrumequinum (greater horseshoe bat)
Lineage: Eukaryota; Metazoa; Chordata; Mammalia; Chiroptera; Rhinolophidae
Gene: ADRB2
Product: adrenoceptor beta 2
Exons: 1
Coding region: 254-1507 (417 amino acids)
Biological process (GO): adenylate cyclase-activating adrenergic receptor signaling pathway; negative regulation of smooth muscle contraction; norepinephrine-epinephrine-mediated vasodilation involved in regulation of systemic arterial blood pressure
Cellular component (GO): membrane
Molecular function (GO): beta2-adrenergic receptor activity; norepinephrine binding
Source: RefSeq, a predicted model, not a curated record